Messenger RNA from Haemonchus placei, 1857 nucleotides. Lineage: Eukaryota; Metazoa; Nematoda; Chromadorea; Rhabditida; Trichostrongylidae. The record is from the annotation of a GenBank genome assembly.
UAUAGGUUACCAAAAAUGGUAAAGAAUUUUUCAGCUAGUUCUGCCUCAUCAACGGCGGGAGAUUCUUCGAAAAAUGAAGCAGGGAACAACGCUUUCUAUAGCGAUGGCAUCGAUGGCGUUUCGGCCGGUCGAGCGGCAGCAAUUGCGGCUCUCGCAAGAAUUGUCUGUUCAAAACGAACUAAUGAAAAGCUUCCUAACCAGCAGUUGGCAAGAUUUCUUUCGGCUGUACACGACGCCUUGGUUGAGAAAGAUCGACUUGUUCUGUGCUCGUUAUUCUUCUAUGGACAGAAUCUGUUUCGAUUAGGACUUCCGGGUGUCGAGGCAAUUUUACCUCAUUACCUAUUCGCUCUGGAUAUCAUACUCAUUGAAAGUGCAAAGAUUAGACUUCAUCCAUCCAUUCCUGAAGUGGAAGUGCGUAGAGCAUGUCUUCGAGGUCUUUCUUCAGUGGUUUGCUGGCCGACAACUUUUGGAAUGAGUAAGAUACCACGUAAGUCCUGUGAUACUUGUUACAAGCCGUCUGCAACAUUUCCAGGGCCAGUUUUUCAUAGUAUUAGCUACGUUCGAGGGUGUACAAGACUCUACUGUUCUUUUGAUCUUGGACUGACCGAAGAACAAACGCGAGAGAUGGUUCGAAUGGCUGCGCAGCAACAUGGGAACCAAACGACAGAAAAAGGACUCUGUGUAUCAUUCGUAAGAGGACUGGUGUCGGCGAUUUGCGAUCGGAUAUGUCGACCUGAGUGGACUGGCGAACAUUCGGUGUCGUUAGCUGCCAUCGAUGUCCUGAACUGCUUGUCACAUUUGCAUCCAACUGUGCUUUUCAAUAAUAAAGAUGUUUCGACGGGUUCACUCAUUGUGGCGUCAUUGUGUCGUUUCAUCGAAACACAGCUGAACAAACCACCUCCUCUUCAUUCGAAAGAUUUACAUUCUACUGUAGUGGCAGCGUAUAAUUCUAUAGCUGUAUGGUUGAACGCGGCACCAAUUCUAGCCGAGUGUGAAAGCGUGCUGAAUACCGUUGCGGAAGCAGUACAGUUAGGUGUUACUGGAUCCAAGAGAAAAGACAGUGCCCCGGAUGACUGCAAAGCAGCUAGUAAACGUGUGCUAGAAGCAGCCGAAUAUUUGAUGUACUCGCUGUUUUCGGUUGUGGGCCGCACAGGUCAAACUAUUUGUGAUGAACGACGUCUACUGUAUACUUACGGUCCUGCGGCUAUUGAUACGACAAAGUUCUUGCACGUAAUCGUAAAUGGAGACACGCUGCUUUCGUUGCAUGAAGCGUCUCAUAUCAAGGAGCUGGCUGAUGGUUGCCCGUGCGUGCUCUACAUUCGACGUUCACCGAUGCAACCAGCAUCAGCAGGUGUUGCGAAGCUUCGUCCCCAUCCUGACGGUUACAAUCCGGAACAACAGCAACCGCCAACGCCACUGUCAAGUACCUUCGAUACUGGUAAGCCUUCUCCACAGCCGUCGCAGGCGACGAACUCUUCUAUUGGAGACCAGUUUGAGAUUUCGCCUGAGUUUCUCAAGGUCUCGUGUAAACUUUACAGAAGUCCACAGACUUGCAAAUCGAUUCGAAUUCUAUUGUACGACAUGGGUCUCGUAGAUCGGGUAUCAUUCGGAAAGGAUAUUGUGUGUCUCGACAGUGGUCAAAGUUCCGAAUUUUAUCGAAGCCUUCAUGAGAUGGUGGAUAGUUGUCCGGCGCGUGCCCUGCAUACAACUCACAUUUUCUACGUGAAGGAAGGGCAACGAUCGGCUGUAGAUAUACUGGAAAAUGCGGUGAGUUCCCACUCUUCCUUUGCCGGCUCUUAUUUUUCAAGUGACCUCGAGUUCCUGCAUGUUUCUCAGCACAUUGAAUGCCUCUUUUAA